AGAUAACGGUCGAUUUCAGCCUUUAUUUAGGAAUUGCAAACUUGAGUACAUAAAUCCCCAUUUGAUGGUAAAUUUCCGGAAUGUUACAAUCUACUCUCCUGGAUGGACAUUUCCUCAUGGAGCGAAACUUCACACCAGAUGUUCAGAAUUGGGCAUGUAUAAACUUCUCGGUACUGCGACUCCCCAAUGCCAGAAUGGACAAUGGUCCUCAAGAUUGCCUUCUUGUGUACCGACCACACUUUUAACAAACUUUACGGAGGAUUCACCUCCAUCGGUACUAAUCAGGAUACCUUCUGGUUCAGCCUCUGUCGAACCUGGUGGAGAACUAGCAGUUUUUCCAGGAUCCACCGUACAUUUUGAAUGUAUAUUCUCAAGGAGAUUGGGUUCCCCUGAUUGGACGUGGACUUCCCCUCUCGGUCAAUAUCUUACAGGUUGGGCAAUAGCCUCAGAAGAACGAGAUUGGAAGUAUAGAUUAUCGAUUUACUAUGCCAAACCUCAAGAUUCUGGAACGUUCACUUGUGCUACUCCACGGGGGAUCACGAAUAGCAUUACACUUACGGUAGCAGCUAUCCAUUGUGAACCAAUAUCUGUAACUGGAAUACAUAUCAGCGUUCGAGUAGAAGGUACAAGACUGGGACACAAGGCUAUAUUUCAAUGCCCUGUAGGAUUUCGGGUUACUGGUGACUCCAAUCUGACAUGUCAGGCUUCAGGAAAAUGGUCUGCUCCUGUGCCGAAAUGCGACUUGGUGAAAUGUGUAGCAUUAGAUGUCCCCGAAGGACUAUCAGAACCACAUCUGCAAGUGGAGGAACACAACAACAGUUGGGGGGGACGAUCCGUAUUCAGUUGUGCGUGGGGGUACAAGUUGUUGGGACCUCCAGGGAUCGAAUGCGAGCUUAGCGGAAACUGGUCUGGACCAUUACCAAAAUGUGUUCCUAUUCAAUGCUCUCCUCCAGUCUUACCAGUUAAUGGACAUCUGAUUCAGUCUGAAGCCCCUGGUAUGGACGGUGGUAGGUAUGCUGUUGGAAGCCUCGUUCAGUUCGCCUGCACUGGGGCACAUUAUUUGGAAGGAGAAGCUAGUAUUAUCUGCACAGAAACCGGAUUUUGGUCACAUCCUCCCCCUUUUUGUAGACCAAGAUGUUCCUAUAUUGGAGAGCCUGAAAACGGUUUCAUUGCACCAACGAAAGUCGCAUACGAACCAGGGGAUGAAAUGAAAAUAAUCUGCAAUCCAGGAUUUGAAAAUACUUCUGAUACCAGUCUGAAAUGCCUACCAGAUGGAAAAUGGUCUUCAUUUCUAUCCUCCUGUGUUAAUAGCAGCAAUAUAACCGACUUUAAGGAUAUUAUCGAUUAGUGUAUACUAUAUAAAAUAGUCCAAUGGUAGGAUAUGAAAGAUGAUGAGUCUAAUUCAAUUUUCAUGUUUUCAUUGAAUGGCAUUUGGCAAAAUGUGAUGAAACUGUUGGUGUGCUAGGUUUUAAACAAAGAAACAAAGAAACAAAGAAACAAAGAAAACAAACAACUAUGGACUAUUACCUCCACUGAUACAACUAUAUUCUCGACUAGUGCCAAUCGACGAAUAUUGGAUUAUAUAUACCUAUAUCUGUUAGAAGGAUAAAUAAAAACCUGCGGAAUCUUAAGGUAUGAAUUGAGUCCAGGUGGAUUUUUCCCAAUUUUUAGGCAUAAUGCAGUAUAUGUCUUGAUUCCAUUGCAUUGUACUAGCACCCAAACAUUGAGGUUUUUUUUCCAGGAGUUGAAUUCACACUCAUUUUUGGGAAAUUGAACAAUAUUUUCAUCUAUUUCAUUUCCCCGAACAAUUUUUUUGUCAUGAAAAAAUAUUGAGGGGGAAUUCUCACUCUCAACCUCUAUUUUGAAGAAUACAGAAACAUAUUCCGCCAAACUGUCACAAGUAUGUAUUGUCUCCCACCAAAUAGGAGAUGCACAUGCUGGAUAAUUCAUGUGAUUCUGAUCAGAACAUCAUUGGGUGAAAAUCAGAAAAAAAUAAUUUGACAUGAUCGAAAUAAGCUAUUUGAUUCUGAAUAGGAAAACUACUUUUUAUAAUAAUUUCAUUUCAUGUUUCUCAAAAAUAAAAAUUUCUAAUUGGAAAACAGUUCUCAUCACCCUAUCCCUAAAAUAUAAUUAAAUGGUGAUUUCCAGGAAUAACUUGGAAAUAUAGCUUUUGAUGAUGUCGAUGCAGAACUAAGCAAUGGAACUAGAGGAAUAAAUUACUCGACAGCAAAUACAUUCGAGUCAAACAUAACAAUCACGAUAUUUCAUAAUAUAAUAAUUUCUAUACCUGCAAUUCAUUACCGAAAAGAUUGAAAAAUGUUCAAGAUUCAAGAAGAUCUGAAAUCAAUCCUCAAAAAUACUUGGCCAGAAAAAAUUAUCGAAUUAGU
Messenger RNA from Phaedon cochleariae (mustard beetle), 2387 nucleotides. The record is from the annotation of a GenBank genome assembly. Lineage: Eukaryota; Metazoa; Arthropoda; Insecta; Coleoptera; Chrysomelidae.